AGUUCUGAUCCCGGAUGACCGUAAGGUAGGGCACUACAGACUGACUGGGGAGCCAGUUGAGGAAACUCGUGAACAGCAACUGCGGUGGCGGCUCCGCCUCCUUGGGGCUGGAGCUCCCUGACGGCCAAUGAGGCGGGACACGUGGGCCUCCAAAACACCCUGAGGUGCCGGCCGGGCUGCUGGGCGCGCUCUUCUUGGCCCAGCCGGCCGUCGCCGCGCCCCUCCCUGGAUCCUCCCACAUCUCUGGUUACAGCCUCUAAAUGUAGCAUUUGCGCCCUCACGCUGCACAGCCUUGAUUUUCCAAAGAUAGGCCUGGACUUUUGCAAACAGGGGGCUCUCCUCCUUCAUGAGUCUUUCUGUAGCCUCAUACCUACAGGCUAUGUUAGAAAUUACACCAGUGACUUGUAGGAUCCUGGAGUAAACAGAAGCUGCUUUCGGAAAUCUGGUACCCUGCUCGGUCCGCAGGUGCAAACUCAAAGACCUGCUUCCAAGCUGCCGUCCAUGUGCUGCCCAAUGAAGCUGCAACACGUGAACCUCUGUGGAAGGCGCCCACCUUUUCUCCAGUCCUUCUCUCACUGAGUGCCCUAUCAAAAUGGAAGAAUCCCUGAAUGAACCCAUUUCAAGUUUGAAUUGUGGUAAAAUAUUGCAAUCCCAAGUGUUGGUUGCCUACAGCUUCCUACUGAUUUUGGCUGGUGUCGAAAAAGAAGAUCAUAUGGCAAAGGAACCAGUGGAAGACACAGACCCUAGCACUUUAUCCUUUAACAUGUCAGACAAAUAUCCCAUUCAAGAUACGGAACUCCCUAAAGCUGAAGAAUGUGAUACAAUUACUUUGAACUGCCCACGAAAUUCAGAUAUGAAAAAUCAGGGAGAAGAAAAUGGCUUUCCAGAUAGCACUGGAGAUCCUCUUCCAGAGAUCAGCAAGGACAACUCCUGCAAAGAAAACUGUACUUGUUCCUCCUGCUUGCUCCGGGCACCCACCAUAAGUGACUUGCUCAAUGAUCAGGACUUACUAGACGUGAUCAGGAUAAAGCUGGAUCCGUGUCACCCAACGGUGAAAAACUGGAGGAAUUUUGCAAGCAAAUGGGGGAUGUCCUAUGACGAAUUGUGCUUCCUGGAGCAGAGGCCACAGAGCCCCACCUUGGAGUUCUUGCUCCGGAACAGUCAGAGGACGGUGGGCCAGCUGAUGGAGCUCUGCAGGCUCUACCACAGGGCCGACGUGGAGAAGGUUCUGCGCAGGUGGGUGGACGAGGAGUGGCCCAAGCGGGAGCGUGGAGACCCCUCCAGGCACUUCUAGAGCUCUUCUUCUUCCUUCAUUGGCCUCUCCGGACGUUGAAACAACCACAGGUCAAGAAGGAAUGUGAAUCUGUUGUUUUAUAAGAGUUUAGGACAAGGAUGCGGAACAGUGGACACUGGUUUUCCCCAAAGCUGGCAGUUUUGUGGAGGGGUAGCUUGUUUCGGUGGUGGAUCUCUGUUUAUUUUUGCACAUCUGUUAUAAUUUAAUAUUCAAAUCUGGAAUUAAGAAAAUAUAUUUUCUAGUAUCCUCUAAGGGCUAAAGUCCUACAAUCGGAAUGGAUUCAUGCCACGUUGAAGAUAAAAUUAUCCUCUCUCUGAAAUACGGUGAAGAUUUAAAUAGGUCCUGAGACUGUUGAUAGCCCCAGACAUACCCACAGCAUUAUAUGUAACAUCUCUCCUGAUCAGUGCCAUUCCCACGGUUUCAAAGAAAACAGCUGCAAGGAACGCUCACCUCAGUGUCUGCAGCACCCUCCACUUCUCUCCUAGGCAAUGAGACACAGUGGCUAGAAAUUCACCAUGUCUAUUCUCAAGAUCCAUGCCAGGGAGAUCUUUGACUCUUGUGGGAAUCCCACUGUUGAGGUUGAUCUCUUCACCUCAGAAGGUCUCUUCAGAGCUGCUGUGCCCAGUGGUGCUUCAACUGGUAUCUAUGAGGUCCUAGAGCUUCAGGACAAUGAUAAGACUCGCUAUAUGGGGAAGGGUGUCUCAAAGCCUGUUGAGCCCAUCAAUAAAACUAUUGCACCUGUCCUGGUUAGCAAGAAACUGAACGUCACAGAACAAGAGAAGAUUGACAAACUUAUGAUAGAGAUGGAUGGAA
Gorilla gorilla gorilla (western lowland gorilla) is the source of this 2107-nucleotide messenger RNA. RefSeq names its product EDAR associated via death domain (gene EDARADD). The transcript is spliced from 6 exons. Bases 593 to 1294 code for a protein of 233 amino acids. The record is from RefSeq and is a predicted model, not a curated record. Gene Ontology annotation, molecular function: protein binding. NCBI's taxonomy places the organism in Eukaryota, Metazoa, Chordata, Mammalia, Primates, Hominidae. Gene Ontology annotation, biological process: signal transduction.